CUUGUUUAUUUAUGAAAUGAUCCGAUUUCCGAAUUGGGUCUGAAAUCUGAAUCUCUGGAUCAUUUAAUUGAACAUUAUUAUUUUAGAAAAAUAUACUAAAAUGAUCAUUUAAAUAUACUUAAUUCUUACACGUUUAAAUUUUUUAAGUAUUAUCAUGAAUAAUAUAAAAACCUUAAAAGUUCUGAGAAGUAUUCUUUUCAAAGAGAAAUCUUUGAAAUGUAAGAAUAUAACACAUAGAUAUCAAUCAUCUAUAGAUGCUCCACCAAGUUCCUCUAGAGAGAUAGCACAACUUACAAUACCUAAGGGCAUAUUGGGUCAGCCAACAUGCCACACACAUCCACAUUUAAUUCAACAGGGACAAUUAACUUGUGGAAUUACUCAGCAGGAAUAUAAGGAAAGGAGGGAAACUUUAGUAAGAAAAUUGUUAGCAGAGGUGGAAAAUGUGCAUAAAACUCAUCUUAUUGUCAUACCAGCAGCAAAAAAACAGUAUAUGUCAGAUAAAAUACCAUAUGUGUUUCGACAAAAUUCCGAUUUCUUUUAUUUAACUGGGUGUUUGGAACCAUCAGCUAUCCUUGUCAUCACGAAGCCUGCAUUUAAUGAUGAUUUCAAGACCAUAUUGUUUGUUCAUGACAAGGACAGUCAUGCAGAACUAUGGGAGGGUCCCCGCACUGGCUGUGUAGCGUCAACAACACUGUUCUCUGUUGACGAAUGUCUUCCAGUUGAAAAGUUUCAUGAUUAUAUUAAUAAAUUAACUUCAAUAUCUAAACCAUCGGUGAUGUGGUACCACAAUGACAAUCCAACCAAUCCUGACAUCCAUAAUAGUGUCCACACGGCUUUCCGGCAAGGGCAAGGUGUAAUGGAAGAUCCCCAGCGAGCUUUACACCAGAUGAGAGUUAUAAAGUCCCCAGCUGAGAUUGAGCUGAUGAAGGAAACAUGCUAUGUUGGAUGUCAGUCUGUUAAUAUGGCGAUGGCGUGUACAAAACCUGGGGUAUCCGAGCACGCUGUGGCGUCCGUGUUUGAGUACACUUGCCGAAUGGCGGGCGCAGAACACGGCGCGUUCCCGCCCGUAGUGGCGGGCGGACCUCGUGCCACGCACAUACACUAUGUGGCGAACAACCAGCUACUGGACCACGGAGACAUGCUGCUCAUGGACGCAGGCAGUCAACGUUGGAUGUACAACUCGGAUAUAUCUCGGACGUGGCCCGUCUCCGGAAAGUUUUCCAAGCACCAAAGAAUACUGUAUGAACUCGUACUGUCGGUUCAGAAACGUCUCAUCGAAUUGAUGGGUGAACAGAGGCCCGCUUUGGACCAACUGUUUGAUCAAAUGUGCCGACUGCUCGGUACAGCGCUGCAGCAAGAAGGCAUCCUACCAAAGAACAUUGACUCUAAUGAACUAAUCGGGCGCGCGUACCGACUGUGCCCGCACCACGUGUCGCACUACCUGGGGCUGGACGUGCACGACGCGCCGCUUGUAAGACGUCGCGUUCCUGUCGCGGAUAACAUGGUGGUCACCGUCGAGCCAGGUAUUUACAUAAGACCGGAUGACCAGUCCGUGCCCCCCGAGUUCCGCGGGCUCGGCAUCAGAAUUGAAGAUGAUGUGCUAAUCACCAGCUCAGGACCAGUCGUGCUUACCAACACCUGUGUCAAAGAAGUUGACGACAUCGAAGCAAUUGUCGGCAAACAAAACAUUUGAGUUUGCAGACCAUUGUGAAAGAUUAAUUAUUCCUGUGUUAUUAUAAAAAAGUUGAACAUACUCUGUGUUUAUUGAAGUAGUCGUUAAUAUGCCGAAAUCCAUAAUUAUAGAUACAAAUUAUUUGAGUUUUAUUUAGUGUUAAUUCCGCCGUCUUCAAACAAUUCGACACGUGUUUCGCCUCUACACGAGGCAUCCUCAGGACGUGUUGUCUCGCCUAAAUCUAAAUUAGACACUAAAGAAAACUCAAAUCAUUUGUAUACUCUGUGUUAUUCAUAAACGCGAAGUAAAGUUAUUCCAAAUUUAAAACUUAUUCGGCAUUACAAAUAAACUUGGUAUAAAUAUUUAAAAAAAUAAAUAAAUAAAAACAAUUAAAAACCUUAUACCUGAGAAUAUACCAAGAAUAUGCGAAAUGUUGACUACAAAUAUCGCUGACAACACAGUCAAUACAAUGAUCAUUCUGAAGGUUUCCGAAUGUCAAGCAGCCUUGCAAAUAAACGCGGGAAACGUUAUACGUCAAAAUACAACAAUAAUAGGCUAAAUGUCUAUUUGUAAACAUUUUGCAUAAUCUUGGUUUUUGGCUUUAUACCUACCAAGUUUAUUUUUAAGGCCUUUACCAUACCUUUGUCAUAGCUAUAAUAUUAAGACGGGUUGCAUGGUAUCUAUUAUACAAACAAUAACAAUAUUUUUGACUCGAAAUAUUCAGUCAUAUUUAUACAAUGACGUUCUAUACAUAUGGACAUAUCAUCCAGUCACAGUAAGCUCAUCUCCUUAGUCGUGUGUCAACUGUGUGUCAAUCAACAAGUGUGCUAUAAAAAGUGCUUAAAUAACACAUUAAGGACUCAUAAAGAAGAUGGUGUGACUUAUCACCGGUAAGGUUAUUUUAUUUAUAUAAGAUCGAUAUGCAAAAAGCGAAAGUUAUUGAAGUUAGACUUCUUUUGGCGCGAUGGAGAAAAAUGAUGAGAGUGACUUUUCACAUCGACACCUGAAUUCUACAUUGUGAAGUUAGUUCUAGGUGGCAUGAAAAUCGAUAACUAUGUUCAAGUUGUAUAUUCUAGUAUUUUUAUAUUUAGAACGUUAUGUAUAAUUUAUUUAUAUCGUUAAUUAAAAAUUAUUACAAAAUAUUUUUUUUAAUAAAACGAAUAUUUUUUCAUUAAAUAUGGUACAAUAUGAUUGACAAGUCCCCACACAAGACCCGCUUGUCAGAAUGGGACAUGAAAAGACACAGUCAGAAAUGAAAACAAAAGAGUCGCUCUUUUUAACCGACAUCAAAAAAGGAGGAGGUUUCAAUUGGUCGAAAUGAUUUUUCUCUAUGUUUGUUACAUCAGAACUUUCGUCUGGGUGAACCGAUUUGGCAAUGGCAACCAUGAGAGAACCAUAAAAGUCUUAAUUUUGUUAUAAGUAUGUGCGCAACAAAUUAACGAAUAACUCAGUAUCGUGCCAGCCGAUUUCGAUUAUAUUCUUUUUUUAUUGGAAAGGAUAAAAUGGAAUGGAAAGGAUAAAGGAUAACUGUAGUGAAAUAAAAGAUAUAUUUAUUCAACAGAAAAAAUGUAUCAGAAUUUUAGAAAAUAUUCAGCAGAUGGAUUCAUGUAGACCAUAUUUUAUUAAACACAAAAUUUUAACCCUUACUUCAAUUUACAUCCUAGAAGCAUGUAAAUUUGUUAAAAAACAUUCGGACUUAUACUCAACACUACCAAAUAACAAGCGAAAUAAUAGAAAUUUAAACAAAUUAAAAAUUCCCCAAACAAGUAUGUCAUUAGUGUCAUCGAGCCCUCACCACAUGGCAAUAAAAAUUUAUAAUCACAUCCCAAACGAAAUUAAAAAUAAAGAGAAGCCUUCUCUAUUUAAAAGACAUCUUAAAAAUUUUUUAGUUUCAAAAUGCUUCUACGAUUUACCUGAAUUUUUUAAUUACAAGUGUGAGAAUUAGUUACAAUAUAGUAUAAGAAUGUAAAAAAUGUAUAAGACUUAUUUAUUUUAUGUAUAACGUUGCUGUGCCCUUGCAGGGCGUCACAUAUUGUCUACCCAUUAAUGUACCAACCAUCCUACUGUAAAAUGUGACUUGCAAUAAAAUAUUUUAAUUUGA
Molecule: messenger RNA, 3773 nt
Organism: Leptidea sinapis
Lineage: Eukaryota; Metazoa; Arthropoda; Insecta; Lepidoptera; Pieridae
Product: xaa-Pro aminopeptidase 3
Exons: 11
Coding region: 155-1693 (512 amino acids)
Cellular component (GO): mitochondrion
Molecular function (GO): metalloaminopeptidase activity; manganese ion binding
Source: RefSeq, a predicted model, not a curated record